This is a messenger RNA of Naegleria gruberi, 2427 nucleotides long. RefSeq names its product aconitase. Bases 2 to 2374 code for a protein of 790 amino acids. Gene Ontology annotation, biological process: tricarboxylic acid cycle. Gene Ontology annotation, cellular component: mitochondrion; cytosol. Gene Ontology annotation, molecular function: 4 iron, 4 sulfur cluster binding; aconitate hydratase activity. The record is from RefSeq and is a predicted model, not a curated record. The transcript has 2 exons. NCBI's taxonomy places the organism in Eukaryota, Heterolobosea, Eutetramitea, Acrasida, Naegleriidae.
AAUGAAGAGAGUCAUUAAACAAAACUCAGCUAAGACUUGUUCUGUUUCUCAAUCAAUUGCCACCAAUCAAAGCAGACGUUUUAGUAAAUCCCAAACAACACAAAAGAAGACCAAGGCUCCAUUCUCCCUUGUCGAAAAGGGUGAAUAUGAUAUUUCAAGCCUUGUUUCUCGUUUGGAUAUUGUCAAGCAAAGACUCGGCAGACCAUUGACUCUCUCUGAAAAGAUUUUGUACGGCCAUUUAGAUGACCCAGCAAACCAAGAAAUUGUUCGUGGUAAGACAUAUUUGAAGCUCCGUCCAGAUAGAGUUGCUAUGCAAGAUGCUACUGCUCAAAUGGCUAUGCUCCAAUUCAUGAGUUCGGGAAUUCCAGUUGUCCAAGUUCCAUCAACCAUUCACUGUGAUCACUUGAUUCAAGCUGAAGAUGGUGCCACAAAAGAUUUGAAGAAGGCUGUUGAUGUCAACAAGGAAGUUUAUAACUUUUUGGCUACUGCUGCCGCUAAGCACAAUAUUGGAUUCUGGAAACCAGGUAGUGGUAUUAUUCACCAAAUUGUCCUUGAAAACUAUGCUUUCCCAGGUGGUUUGAUGAUUGGUACUGAUUCCCACACUCCAAAUGCUGGUGGUUUGGGUAUGAUUGCUAUUGGUGUCGGUGGUGCUGACGCUGUUGAUGUUAUGGCUGGUAUUCCUUGGGAAUUAAAGACACCAAAGGUUAUUGGUGUUCAUUUGACUGGUAAAUUGAAUGGUUGGACUACUCCAAAGGACGUCAUUUUGAAGGUUGCUGAUAUUUUGACUGUUAAGGGUGGUACUGGUGCCAUUGUUGAAUAUUUCGGUUCUGGUGUUGAAUCUCUUUCUUGUACUGGUAUGGCCACUAUUUGUAAUAUGGGAGCUGAAAUCGGAGCUACCACUAGUUUGUUCCCAUAUACUGAAGCUAUGGAAAGAUAUUUAGUUUCUACUAAGAGAACUCAAAUGGCUCAAGUCAUUAAUGAUCAUAAGGAUAUUUUCAAGGCUGAUAAGAAUGCUGAUUACGAUCAAAUUAUUGAAAUUAACUUGGAUACUUUGGAACCACACAUUAACGGACCUUUCACUCCUGAUCUUGGUACUCCAUUGUCAAAAUUCGCUGAAAGAGUUGAAAAGGAAGGUUGGCCAGAAAAGCUCAGUGCUGGUUUGAUUGGUUCUUGUACCAACUCAUCAUAUGAAGACAUGAGUAGAUCUGCUGAUAUCUGUAAACAAGCUGCUGAACAUGGUUUGAAGAGUAAGGCUCACUUCUUCAUCACUCCAGGUUCCGAACAAGUCAGAGCUACCAUUUCUCGUGAUAAUAUUUUGACUGAUUUGGAAGCUGCUGGUGGUCAAGUUUUGGCUAAUGCCUGUGGUCCAUGUAUUGGUCAAUGGGACAGAAAGGAUACUAAGAAGGGUGAAUCAAACUCUAUCAUUACUUCAUACAAUAGAAACUUUACUGCUCGUAACGAUGGUAAUGCUGCUACUCAUGCUUUCGUUGCUUCUCCAGAUAUUGUUACUGCCUUGUCAAUUGCUGGUUCCUUAAAGUUCAACCCAAUGAAGGAUUCUUUGGUUGGUUCUGAUGGUAAGGAAUUCAAGCUUUCUCCACCAAAGGGUAUGGAAUUGCCAGCUAAGGGUUUCGAUGCCGGUGAAAAUACUUUCCAAGCUCCACCAGAAGAUGGUUCUAAGAUUUCUGUUGAUGUUUCUCCAACUAGUGACAGAUUACAAUUGUUGUCACCAUUCUCUGCUUGGGACGGUAAGGACUAUAACGACUGUUCAGUCUUGAUUAAGGUUGUCGGUAAGUGUACUACUGACCACAUCUCUAUGGCUGGUCCAUGGUUGAAGUACAGAGGUCACUUGGACAAUAUCUCCAACAACUUGUUGAUUGGUGCUGUCAAUAUUGAAAAUGCUAAGGCUAAUUCAAUUAAGAAUCAAUUGACCGGUGAAUUCGGUACUGUUCCAGAUGUUGCUAGACAUUAUAAGGCUAACGGUGUUAAUUGGGUUGUUAUUGGUGAUGAAAACUAUGGUGAAGGUUCAUCUCGUGAACAUGCUGCUUUGGAACCAAGAUGGUUGGGUGGUGUUGCUAUCAUUACUCGUUCAUUCGCUCGUAUUCACGAAACUAACUUGAAGAAGCAAGGAAUGUUGCCAUUAACUUUCAAGGAUGCUAAGGACUACGAUAAGGUUGACCCAACUGAUAAGCUCACUUUGCACAUUGGUGGUGAUAAAUUCCAAAUUGGUAAGCCAGUCACAAUGACUGUUAAGAAGCAAAAUGGUCAAUCAUUCGAUGUUGAACUCAAUCAUACUUUCAGUGAUUUGCAAAUUGAAUGGUUCAGAGCUGGUUCUGCUUUGAAUUGGAUUAAGAACAAACUCAAUGCUAAAAAAUAAGGGACCUUGUAUACAAAACAAACUAGAUUUAUAAAUUAUUUAUUUAAAAUUUC